Messenger RNA from Papaver somniferum (opium poppy), 1720 nucleotides. RefSeq names its product CD2 antigen cytoplasmic tail-binding protein 2-like. Gene Ontology annotation, cellular component: U5 snRNP. The record is from RefSeq and is a predicted model, not a curated record. The transcript has 11 exons. NCBI's taxonomy places the organism in Eukaryota, Viridiplantae, Streptophyta, Magnoliopsida, Ranunculales, Papaveraceae. The coding region runs from base 59 to 1216 and encodes 385 amino acids.
CAACAAAAUAAAAAUUUGUCGCUGAAGAAGUGAGAAAGAGAGAAACUCCGAAGAAUCAAUGGAAGGAACUUCAUCAUUAUCAUCACGUUCGAAUAAACGAAAACUGUACCUAGACGAAGAUAUCAGUAAACCUCCAGUGGAGAAGAAACCUAGAUUUCCGAAAGGGAAGAAGAAAGUUAAAGAGGAAGUGGCGGAAGAGGUGGCUGUAUGUGGACCGGCAGAGGCUCCACCAGCGGAGAUUUUUGAUACGAAAGUUGUCGCUCAUGAGCGAUCCAAGAGGCGAGUUCAGAUGAUUGAUGACUUGAUUUCUGGUGAAGAGCCAAAUGCUAUUGAUGAAGCUGAAGUUAGAACAUACAAGGAAAACGCUAAUUUUGAGGAAGAUGGAACCGUCAUAGAGCCAUUCAACCUGGAACAAGAGAGAGAGGAUGGCUAUUUUGAUGAAAAUGGCAAUUUUGUUCAUUAUGCCACUGAUAAAGGCGUUAAGGAUGCAUGGCUGGAUAGUGUUGAUGCUGAAUCAAAUUUUGCCCAAAAAAGCUUUGCUGAAAAAAGCUUUAAUAAGGUAAAAGAUGACGACGAAGCCGAUGAUCUUUCGUCUGAUGAUGUUGGAAAAAUCAAGAGGCGUAUCGCAGACCUUCUUGAGCCAGAGGAGACUGUCCUACAGGCUUUGAAAAGGUUGAAAGGCACCUCGAAUGGAAAGAAAGAGAAGAUGCCAGAACAAGUAAAACUUAUAUUUGAUCAGCUUACAGAAGACUCAAUGAAGCUGAUGGAUAAUGGUGAUUAUGAUGUUUACAACGAGAAAAAGGAAGCUUUUGAGCGCGAGGCAGAAGGAUAUGAGAGGUUAGCUCGUGCUAGGGAGGGUAUAUUCUUAGGUGCGGGAUCGGGUUCCAUACAAGAUAUAUCUGGAAAUACUGAUGACGACUUUGAUAUGUUUGCCGAAGAUGACAAAGGGCCUGUUUCAAAUGCUUCAUCAGAUGGGAAUGGUUUCAUAUCUGGUUCAGUUGAAGGACUUCCGUCAGAAGGUUGGGAUCUGCAAAGUGAUUAUAUUUUCGAUGAGUCAUCUGGUUACUACUACAGUAGCAGUUUGGGUUAUUACUACGAUCCUACGUCAGGACUUUACUGCUCUGCAAGUUCCGGAAAAUGGUAUUCAUUUAAUGAGCAAGCAGGAACAUAUGAUGAAGUCCAGGGAGAUGGUGAAACUGCGGCUCCCAUAAGCUGAUUGAAGAUGCUAAUUUUGAUUGAACAUGUGGUAUCUCUCCUGCACCCUCAACAUUUACGUGGAAUAUAGUUGAGUGACAAUAUAAGUGCUGUACCUGUACCACAAAAGUGUUAUACACGAAGUUUUAAGAGAGGAUAAAACAGUUUAUGAUAUAUUUCUUUGAUCUCUAAGAUGGGGACAGCAAUGUGGAGCUGAAUAUGAGCCAUUACAGCGUCUCCUUUUUUUUUUUUUUUUCCCCUUAAUUGUUAUACUACUUGAAGGCUGAAUGCUCUAUAUCGUUUUGUAUGUCAUAGUACACAUGUUUUUACAACUCUUUUCUACUCUGCACAGAUAACUCAUUUCUACUCUGCACAGAUCAAGAUGCAUGCUCACUAGAACUAUGUUCCUUGUUCUGUCUGUUCUCUAGAUUUAGAUGUCUGUGUAGUAGCUAAAGUUUGGUUCAAGUGGUUGUGCAACUAUCUAGGUGUAAUUUUAACUAAAGUAUUUCAACUUCCUAGCCAUUUA